Messenger RNA from Coprinopsis cinerea okayama7#130, 360 nucleotides. Its product is annotated as atypical/Alpha protein kinase. Gene Ontology annotation, biological process: protein phosphorylation. Lineage: Eukaryota; Fungi; Basidiomycota; Agaricomycetes; Agaricales; Psathyrellaceae. The transcript is spliced from 2 exons. Gene Ontology annotation, molecular function: ATP binding; protein serine/threonine kinase activity. The record is from RefSeq and is a predicted model, not a curated record. Bases 1 to 360 code for a protein of 119 amino acids.
AUGUCGUCUCGCCAAGGGAGGGCAGCUGUUCACGCUCUUACGCUCUUCGAUGUUGUGAUCCACAGUGACGACGAGAGCUAUGGGCUCGGGGGCCAGGGAACGUCUGGACUCGAAGAGUUAGCCGCCCGGCACCAAUGCAACAACAUCUGUAAAGCUCUGGGACUUCCGGAUGCUAAAGAGUUUUGUAAGGACCUCACCGUGAAGGCUGGUGAAUGGGAGGCGUUGUCUGUGUCUGUUCCCAACGUAGACCUGGACCCCAGGCGCUCACCAUCCCCUGUAACAUCGGAUAAUGGCUGUUCUGCUCUCACUAGUCUCAAACACUACGGGGAAUCCGACAGUUCAGACUCGGAGGAAGAUUGA